GUCUUCUUACCUCUCCAGCGCCUGGGGUAGCCAAGGCCCGGGAGAGAGAGUAGCGAAGAUUCAAGCCUCUAAGGGUGGUUGCCGACUUUCGAGCAGGCUUGCAGCGACGCUGCCUGCGUCCUCCACUUCAUCCCGGCCCUUGCCCUGUGGCAGGUGCUCCGCUCAAGAUGAAUCUCAACUUCACCUCUCCUCUACACCCGGCGUCUUCUCAGAGGCCCACAUCCUUCUUCAUUGAGGACAUCCUGCUGCACAAGCCCAAGCCGCUGAGGGAGGUGGCCCCAGACCAUUUCGCCAGCUCUCUGGCCUCUCGGGUGCCUCUGCUAGACUAUGGCUACCCCCUGAUGCCCACGCCCACCCUCUUGGCUCCUCACGCCCAUCACCCUCUGCAUAAGGGAGACCACCACCACCCUUAUUUCCUCACCACUUCGGGGAUGCCCGUCCCAGCGCUGUUCCCGCACCCCCAGCACGCGGAGCUGCCGGGGAAGCAUUGCCGCCGCCGCAAAGCCCGCACGGUUUUCUCUGACUCGCAGCUCUCGGGCUUGGAGAAGAGAUUCGAGAUCCAGCGCUACCUGUCCACGCCAGAGCGAGUGGAGCUGGCCACGGCCCUCAGCCUGUCCGAGACGCAGGUGAAAACGUGGUUUCAGAACCGGCGGAUGAAGCAUAAAAAGCAACUGCGGAAAAGCCAAGACGAACCCAAAGCACCAGACGGGCCAGAAAGCCCCGAGGGUAGUUCCCGCGGCUCAGAGGUCGCCGCCGCCGAAGCUCGGCUGAGCCUGCCCGCCGGCCCCUUCGUGCUGACCGAGCCAGAGGACGAGGUGGACAUUGGAGACGAGGGGGAGCUGGGCUCAGGGCCGCACGUGCUCUGAGCCGCCAGGCUGGAGAGGGUAGUAGGCAGGGGAGGAGACUGCCCGGCAGAGCGCGGUUCCCUCCCGGACCGGAAGACUCAGACUCACUCUCGGCGAGCCUCGGAGAUCCGUUCCUG
Messenger RNA from Saimiri boliviensis boliviensis (Bolivian squirrel monkey), 982 nucleotides. It is a transcript of the gene BSX, whose product is annotated as brain specific homeobox. Gene Ontology annotation, biological process: regulation of DNA-templated transcription. Gene Ontology annotation, molecular function: DNA-binding transcription factor activity, RNA polymerase II-specific; DNA binding. The record is from RefSeq and is a predicted model, not a curated record. NCBI's taxonomy places the organism in Eukaryota, Metazoa, Chordata, Mammalia, Primates, Cebidae.